GAUGAGCCAGUAAUGUAAUGAGAGAGAAAAAAUUAUGAUAAGAAAGAGAAAAAUAGACUGAAAAAGAAAGAGAAACAGACAAAUUGUAAAGAAGAAAAAAGGAUGAAAAUUCUGUCAAGAAAACGAAUCAACCAUCAGAAUCUAUUAGAUAUAAUAGAAUUCAACACUCUUUCUGUCUGAAUUAUCUUUUGUUUUACGAUUUUCUUCAAUGCAAUCGAAUAUAAUAUUUGAAAGAUUUCAAAAUAAUGUGACACAAAGAAAAUGAUGUGAUGAAAAUCAAUCAACUUCUCAUGAUGCAAUUAUCGUUUCAACGUAUUAAUAUGAUUCCUCUUUCAUGUUCCUAAUAAAAUCAUCUUGUUAUUCAUAUAAAAUCUCAAGUGUUUACAUCAUAACAAUUCCCAUCAACUUGUGCAAAUAGCAAGAAAAAUAAUGUCAACAAUUACCAAUUACCAAUUAAUUAGUUUAAUCGUUACCUAAUUAUCUCAUCAAUUCAAUUGAUAUUAAUUCAUUAGUAGAUUAAAUCAACUAACAAUACAAGAAAUAAUAGAUAAUUUUAUGAAUAUUACAGACAUUUACUAUUAAUCUAAAAUCUAUUUCAACUUAAUUUACAAUCAUCAUCGUUUAUAAUAAUCUCUUGAUUGAUUUUCUAUGAAUUCUGUUUCUUAAUAAGUUCAUACACAUAAUUUCAUUUGGAAAUUGAUUUAUCUCAACUAUUGAUAGAUCAAUCAAUAAAUCAAAUCCAUCGACGAUCGUUACUUGAUAGCUCAAUUUAAUUGCUUAUCGAGAGGCUAAUCUGUCUUAAUAAAGACAGGCUGGUCAAAUGAUGGACUCAUUCAAAGAGGAGUUAACUGUAGCUACAGUCGAACCAAAGAAUUGGAAGGGAAUUUUCAUCGCUCUUCUAGUCAUCGCGAGCAUUUGCACAGUAAUUACUGGAGCAAUUCUAAUACUUAAUCCACAAGCUGUGGUUGGAAAAGAGCGGAUUCGUCUUGAUGAAGUGUUUUCCCAUCGUUUUAAGGCGCGAAUUCAAAAUAUAACUUGGCUUUCAAAUCGAGAAAUUGUCUAUGAAGAUGCUGAUGGAAGUUUAAUGAAACAUGACAUCUCCUCCAAAUGGAAUACAAUUUUAGCAUCAAAUGCGACGAUAGGUAAACUGAGAAUCGAUCGAUUCAGUGUAUCAAAUGAUGGAAGAUACAUUCUUCUGGUUCAUGAUGUGAAAAAAAGUACGAACUACGCUUAUAAAGCUCGUUACAAAGUUUACGAUACCAAAAACAGCUACAUGAUCUCAAUCACCGCACCAGGAUUAGAUAACGACUAUCAGAUUGAUUAUAUUGAGUGGGGACCAAUUGGAAGUCAAUUGAUCAUCGUCAUUUCCAAAGAUAUAAUAUUGUUUCCAAAGUUCAAUUCCAAGCCAAUUUUUAUAACCAAUUCUGGCGCUAAUGGUAACAUUUACAAUGGAGUUCCUGACAUCUUGUAUCAAGAAUUCAUCUUUCGUGAUAACAAAGCACUUUGGUGGAGUGAAGAUGGAACGAAAUUUUGUUUUCUAUCAUUUGAUAAUACAGCAGUUGACCGAAUGCCUAUUCUGUUUUAUGGGCCACCUUAUAACUUAACCGAAACAUUAACUGUAACUGAUCCAUUAAGUUACCCGAAAAUCGUCAACAUCCCUUAUCCAAAACCCGGACGAAACAAUCCAAUUGUGAAUGUGAGAAUAACCAUUUUACAUGGAGACUCAGUUGAAAUCAAGAACAUUCGAGCUCCUGAUAAAUUCAUAGGAACGCAAUAUUAUAUUAAAACUGUUUCCUGGAUUGGGACUGAUAAGAUUUCGGUUGUUUGGUCUGAACGAACUCAGAACUACUCAAUCGUUACACUGUGUGAUGAAAAUUCAAACUGGCAGUGUAAUAUGCUACAUGAGGAAUAUUUAAAUGCUCCAAAUGGAUGGCUUGAUAUAAAAUCUUCACCUUUGUUCACUAGUAAUUUAGAAUAUUAUUUCAUGAUAUUACCUGUUGCUGAUGGAGCUUCAGGUACAUUCGAUCACAUUGUAAUGUUCACACGAAAUGGUAAUAAACGUUAUCAUCUUACACAUGGACAAUUCAUUGUCACCAAGUUAUAUACUCAUCGAGCUGAUAUACAUACACUAUUUUAUCAAGCAACAAUCGAAACGAAUCCUUCCAUUCGCCAUAUAUUCUCGAUAACUGAUACCGAACAUGAUAAUCCUCGAGUGAUAAAUUGUCUUUCCUGUAAUCUUGGUCCUUCCUGUACACACAACGAAGCCAAAUUCUCAUCGGAUUCUGAAUAUUAUAUCCUUGAAUGUCUUGGUCCAGGAGUUCCAAGGACUGAGCUUCGUUUCGUGUCAACAAAUGAGCUUACAGAGGUUCUAGACACGUUCCCAUGGUUCCAGGAAUAUCUUGAUUCGAGAGCGAUUCCAAUCAUAAGAUAUUAUACAAUCUCGUUAGAGGAAAAUAUUUCAGGUCGAGUGAAGUUACUCCUUCCACCAGGACUGGAUGAAAACGAUAGCAUUAAAUAUCCAAUGAUUAUCAAAUUAAAUAAUGAACCAGAAGGCCAAUCGAUAUCGAACAUCAAUCAACUAUCCUGGGAUCAUUAUCUGGCUGGAACACGAGCUUAUAUUGUAGCAUUUAUUGAUAUUCGAGGAUCGGGUUAUCAAGGAAACGCUUUUAAACAUUCAAUUCAGCAUAAAAUGGGAGUAAUUGACUCGAACGAUUUGGUUAAGGUGAUCAGAUCUUUAAAAGAGCGAUUUAACUAUGUGGAAGAAGAUAAAAUCGCUUUGGUGGGCUCAGAGAUCGGCGGUUAUUUGGUGACAUCGUUAAUGAUUCAAGAUUCCGCUUUCAAUUGUGGAAUCGCAAUUUCCCCAGUCACCAGUUGGAGCAAUUAUGCCUCUUUUUUCAUGGAGAAAACAAUGGGACUCCCAUGGCCACAAGAUAAUUUCAUGAACUACGAUCGUUCCGAUUUAUUCAGAAGAGUUUCCGGUUUAAAGGAUAAGGCAUUGAUGGUCAUCCAUGGAACUGCUGAUAGCAAAGUGAAUAUUCAACACUCGAUGCUACUCAUUAAAGCUCUAACCGAUAGCGAUGUUCCGGUUCGCGUUCAGUUGUACCCUGAUGCUGAACAUGCUCUGCAUGAUGAACAGAUUCACCUUUAUAAAACGCUCGAAGAUUUUUUCGCAAAGUGUUUCCAAACAGUGAACAAUUUAAACGACGCAGAAAUGGAAUUGACAAUUACGAAAGUUUUCAAAGGAGGGAAAAAAAUAAUUACCGGUGAAGAAUAAUUAAUGUUCAAUGUUCAAUUUUAGACAUAAUAUUAUACAGAUAAAUUGUGUAUCCACUUAAUCCAAUUUUGUAUUAAAUCAUUUGAAACAAAUCA
This is a messenger RNA of Panonychus citri (citrus red mite), 3369 nucleotides long. Its product is annotated as inactive dipeptidyl peptidase 10-like. Gene Ontology annotation, molecular function: serine-type peptidase activity; dipeptidyl-peptidase activity. The transcript has 13 exons. Lineage: Eukaryota; Metazoa; Arthropoda; Arachnida; Trombidiformes; Tetranychidae. The record is from RefSeq and is a predicted model, not a curated record. Bases 821 to 3274 code for a protein of 817 amino acids. Gene Ontology annotation, biological process: proteolysis.